AUGGAAAUAUCUCAACAAUUCAUCCGCUUAGAAAGCCUGGUAGACGUCGAAACCGCCGGCCAAGGUCUAGAAUGCCUCGUCUACAAAGCAACAAGUCCAACCUACGGCUCAGUUGUUCUCAAGAUACCACGAGUCAAAGUCUACCAAAACGCCAAUGACUUCAACGUUGAGGCCAAAGAUUUGAUUCGGCAAGAAAUUUACAUAUAUCGUCUUCUUCAGGACGGGUCGGUUCCUGUGCCUAAGCCGUACAAGUACCUCGAACAUGAUGGAUAUCCGGCCAUGCUGUGCGAAUAUGUGGACGAUGAUGGAACAGACAUCACUUGUGAGGAGAUGGGUCGUGUGGUAGCACUGAUACAUUCUACACCCUUGGAUAACCCACUGUUCAAGACGGUGGCCUCGGAGACGCCGGAUGUUUUUUUGACAAUGGAACAAAGAUUGCAACGGCGCUUCUCUGUUUUAUCAACGACGGUUCCCGAGGCUUCAACCUGGAUACAAGACUGGAGUCAUAUCCACGCCAUACUCAGCGGCCUAAAACGCUUUCCGUCGAGUCUUUUGCACAUGGACUUCCGCGACGUCAAUCUUCGUCACAACAAAGGUCGCAUUAGUGCUGUCAUUGAUUGGACCAAUGCGCUCAUAGGCCCAGCAGCUAUUGAUAUUUAUCGCACUCUGGAGUUCAGCCAGCUUGGAGGGGGCUUCAUCAAAGGAUACUCCGAGGUGGCAACAUUUCCUGAAGUGACUGCGCAAGAAGAGUGUUUGCUUCGACUAGAUGCUGCGCUUGUGCUGGCGUUGGUAUUUACGUGCGAAGCCCCGGAUCCUGUGAGGGGAGAAGCUGCGGUGAAUAGAGUGAAGGAGCUUUCGGAAAGUCUUUUCAAGUAA
Molecule: messenger RNA, 876 nt
Organism: Fusarium venenatum
Lineage: Eukaryota; Fungi; Ascomycota; Sordariomycetes; Hypocreales; Nectriaceae
Product: kinase-like domain-containing protein
Source: RefSeq, a predicted model, not a curated record